AUGGAGAUCAAUGCCAAUGAUUGGGAAGAUUCAAAAUUGGUGGUCCUCAUCACGGGUUGUUCCAGUGGAGGAAUAGGUCACGCGCUUGCACGCUCCUUCGCCGCCAACAAUUGUAUAGUGGUGGCCACCAGCAGGUCGCGUUCCACCAUGGUGGACUUGGAAGACCACCCAUAUUUCUUUUUACAAGAACUCGAUAUUUUGUCCGAUGAGAGUGUGAACAGAGUUGUCGAUACUGUUAUAAAUAAAUACGGUGGCAUUGAUAUUCUUAUCAAUAACGCUGGUGUUCCAUGUGUCGGUCCAAUCGUAGAUAUUCCUCUAUCGACGAUCAAAAACACCUUUGAAACCAAUGUUUUUGGUUCUUUGAGAAUGGUGCAGGCGGUGGUUCCUCACAUGGCAGCUAGGAAAAAGGGAAAGAUUGUGAAUGUUGGGAGUAUUGUGGGGUUGGCCGCUAGACCUUGGACGGGUGCCUAUGCUGCUUCUAAAGCUGCUCUUCAUGCUUUGACAGACGCAUUAAGAUUGGAACUUGGACAUUUUGGAAUUGAUGUUGUGAAUGUUGUUGGUGGCUAUGUGAAAUCAAAUAUGGUAAAAUCAGUCCUGACCACCCACGACAACAUGCUUGAGUGGAAACUAUUCAAAUCAUUUGAAGCAGGAUUCAGAGAGAGACUUGUACGUUCUCAGAGUUCAAAAUCAACACAUGCAGACGAGUUUGCUAAACAAACUGUAGCUGCUGUCCUUAGAAAGAAAUCACCUGCAUGGUUCUCCUAUGGUCAAUAUACUACUGUCAUGGCUAUCAUGUACCAUUUACCUCUUUGUGUUAGAGACUUUCUUUUUAAGAAAGACAUGAAACUCUGA
This is a messenger RNA of Vicia faba (fava bean), 852 nucleotides long. Lineage: Eukaryota; Viridiplantae; Streptophyta; Magnoliopsida; Fabales; Fabaceae. The record is from the annotation of a GenBank genome assembly.